GUAAAACUUGCAUCUCACUAACUCAUCACUCAAAAUGACUGCACUAAACGUUACAAACAUGGUCGACCUAGACAUAGAGCUGGACAUCAUCGGCCAACAACCUUUCAUGGUCAAGAUCUACACCCAAGUCAGCUUCUGCUUCCCAAUCACCGACCCCUCCACACAUCCUGCCAUCACCGCCACCAUCAAAAAUGGCCUGCAGCGUCUCUCGCAGAGUUUCCCCUGGGUAGCAGGCCAGGUGAAGGACGAUGGUACGGGCGUAUUCAAGAUAAAACCAUUCGAGGCGACACCGAGACUGGUAGUCAAGGAUCUCCGAGAUGACCCCUCAGCACCGACAAUGGAGGGCUUGAGAAAGGCAGAGUUCCCCAUGAGCAUGUUUGACGAGAACAAAAUCGCGCCAAAGAAGACUCUUCCUAUUGGCCCCGAUUACUCGCCUGAUGAUCCUAUUCCUGUGCUGAUCUUUCAGCUCAAUUUUAUUGAGGGCGGGCUUAUACUCACUGUCAAUGGACAGCAUGGCUGCAUGGACAUGACGGGCCAGGAUGAGCUCAUUCGGCUACUGUCGAAGGCCUGUCGCGACGAGGCUUUCACGCAAGAAGAGAUAUCAACAAUGAACCUUGAGCGCAAGACCAUUGUUCCUCCUCUCAAAAAUUACGAACUCGGCCCGGAGCUGGAUCAUCAAAUCAUAAAACCCCCUCCAACCACUGAGACCCCACCAGCACCGCCAAAAGCAAGCUGGGCAUUUUUCUCAUUCAGUCCACAAGCCCUCUCUGAUCUCAAAGACAAGGCAACACAGACUCUUGACGCAGGCACGAAAUUCGUUUCAACAGAUGAUGCUCUCUCGGCGUUCAUCUGGCAAUCCGUCAGCCGCGCCCGCCGUGCUCGUCUAGAUGAUUCCACCUCGACUCAAUUCUGUCGCGCCGUUGAUGUGCGCACUCAACUGGAUGUACCCAAGAACUACCCAGGAAUCCUCCAAAACAUGACCUACAGCGUCUCGAAACUCUCUCAGAUCGCCAAUGAGCCACUCGGCAUCGUAGCAUCUCGCUUGCGGUCUGAACUCGGCCGUGAUGAUCUUCGCCGGCGAACACAAGCCCUGGUAACAUAUCUGCACGACCAGACGAACAGGGCAAGCGUAUCUGUCACAGCGGACGCGAAUCCAUCGACGGAUAUUAUGUUGAGUUCAUGGGCGAAGCUGAAAUGCUGGGACUAUGACUUUGGUCUUGGACUAGGAAAGCCAGAGAGUGUGAGGAGGCCGUUGUUCGAGCCGUUUGAGAGUUUGAUGUAUCUUAUGCCCAAGAGACCCGAUGGAGAAAUUACUGCAGCGUUAUCGCUGAGGGAUGAGGAUAUGGAGAUAUUGAAACAAGACGAGAAGUGGAAAAAAUAUGGGCAAUUCAUUGGCUAUUGCAUCAUGGAUCUGUCGGCGCUAGGUUUCCCUGGGGCGUUGCCCGACUGGAGUAACUUGAACGUCCUUCAUCGCAACACCCUCCCAGCUCGAGCGCACUUCUACUCCUUCCCUGAUCAAGAAUCCGCUCUCUCUUUCAAUCGGGAUCAGAGUUAUUUCCACAGUCUCAACGGAACAUGGAAAUUCCACUACGACGUCAGUCCCUUCGAUGCUCCCAUCUGGGAAACUGCCAACACAAGCUCAUGGGACGACAUCGAAGUCCCAGGCAUGUGGCAGCUGCAAGGCUACGGCCAUCCUCACUACACCAACAUUGACUACCCCUUCUCUGUCACUCCUCCCAACGUCUCAUACGUCAAUCCCACUGGUUCUUACUGGCGACAGUUUGAAGUACCUGAGGAGUGGGACAGUGAUCAGAUCAGACUGCGCUUCGAGGGCGUUGAUAGUGCAUUUCACGUCUGGGUCAACGGCGAAGAGGUUGGAUACGGUCAAGGGAGUCGUAAUCCAAGCGAGUUUGACAUUACGAACUACCUCUCCCCGGGUCAAGCGAAUGAUCUUGCUGUAAGGGUUUAUCAGUGGUCGGAUGGUUCUUAUAUCGAGGAUCAGGAUCAGUGGUGGCUCUCUGGUAUCUUUCGCGACGUUUACCUCAUUCCCUUUUCCGAAUCAUCCAUCAUAGACUUUCAGGUUGACUCUGAACUCAGUGACUCUUUUGAUGAAGGGUCGUUUAAAGUCAAUGUGACAAUUCAAGGGAAAGAGGAUGACCUUGCUAUCAACUUACUGUCGCCUAACGGUUCGGCUCUUCAUGAAUGGAAAGGAUCAUCUUCAGAUAUCUAUGAGAAAAGCCUUUCUGGGGAUGAUUUCCAUAUCUGGUCCGCUGAAACGCCAAACCUGUACACCUUGCUCAUCACCUUCAACGGACGGACUAUCAGUCAAAAAGUUGGUCUGCGUCGCGUUGAGAUUCAAGGGUCCAACUUUUACGUCAACGGAAAACCUAUCAUUUUAUACGGAGUCAACAGACAUGAGCACCACCAUCUCACUGGACGUACAGUCAGUUACGAAAACAUGCGAAAGGACCUUCUACUCAUGAAGCGUUCCAACAUUAACGCAAUUCGCACUGCCCAUCAGCCUCCCCAUCCUGACUUCUUCGACGUGGCUGACGAGAUCGGUUUCUACGUUAUCGCGGAAUCUGACCUCGAAUGCCAUGGUUUCGGUAGUCUUGAGGAAACCGAAGAAGAAGCUGCUGAGUGGCUCUCUAAUAAUCCCGAUUGGGAAGAGGCUUAUGUCGAUCGGGCUCGUCAGCUAGUCGAGCGAUUCAAGAACCAUGCCUCUGUCAUUAUCUGGUCUCUCGGCAAUGAGUGUUUUUAUGGUCGUAACCACGCUGCCAUGAGCAAGUGGAUCAAAGAGAGGGACCCAAGUCGGAUUAUUCACUACGAGCAAGACCGCAAUGCUACGUCGACGGAUAUGUACAGUCAGAUGUAUAGCACGCCUGACGAUGUAAGGGAGUUCAUCAAGACUCAUACUGAUAAGCCAAUUGUGUUGUGUGAAUAUGCCCAUGCUAUGGGCAACGGACCAGGUGGUCUCGUAGAGUACAUCGACCUCUUCAGAAACGAGCCUUUAUCUCAAGGUGGCCUUGUCUGGGAGUGGAGCAAUCACGGUCUCCUCAAGAAGGAAGAGAACAUUACGUACUACGCUUACGGAGGUGACUUUGGCGACGAGCCCAAUGAUGGUGACUUUAUCAUGGACGGUCUUGUCUUAUCUGACCAUUCGCCAAUGCCUUCAUUGAAGGAGUACGCCAAGAUCAUCCAGCCUGUCUCGGUGAAUUUGGCGAAGAAUGGAAGUGCAAUGACUGUUGUCAACCACUAUGACUUUUCUGACUUGAGUCAUCUCGAUGUUUCGUGGCAUGUUGUCGCAGACGGUCUCAAGACUGAAGCUCGUCCACUCGGCCUUCCAAGAGUACCCGCUGGAGAGAAUAGGACCGUGGCACUUCCAUCGGGGCUGAAUAUUACACAGAAUGAGGCAUGGGUCACGGUCGAGUUCAAGCUGAAGGAAGCUACUCUCUGGGCUCCGAAGGGCCAUGUCAUCGCUUGGGACCAACUUCACAUCCAACGAUCCGGCAUCAAAACGCAGGGCCUAUCGUUUGUCCGUCGUCAAGAGAGCGGAGAGUUCCAGAAGAAUGGAACCAAGCUCCUCUAUCAGAGUGGAGAUGCUUCCUUUGGAUUUGACUUGCUUCAGGGAAAUGUAACUUGGAACAUCAACGGCGUGGAUAUCUUCCAACGUGGCCCUGAACUCUCAUUCUAUCGCGCUCUCACACAGAACGAUGCGGCAUCUUCUGGCGAUGGACCGAUCUGGGAACAAGAAAAGAUUCCAAUGAUCUACCCCCAAGUCAGAGACGUGACCUGGCGCAUAGAUGAUGAUGGCGCAGUGGUGCAUUAUAAAGUCUGGGUUGGAGUCAAGACACGUGCUUGGGGCGUUGAAGCAGACAUGAUCUACAAGAUCCCCACUCAAGGUGCUCAGCUUCAACUCGAAGCUCGGGGCGAAUUUGUCGGCAAGAAUGAGUCUCAUGUCAUUCCCCGCAUCGGCCUCAUGGCUGUUUUGCCCGAAUCUUUCGACGACGUCUCAUGGUUCGGCCGAGGACCCGGAGAAAGCUACAAAGACUCCAAGCAAGGGUCCCGCAUCGGGCAGUACAGUUCCACCGUCCCGGAUCUGUUCACCUACUAUGACUACCCUCAAGAGAAUGGUAAUCGCGAGGAUUUGCGAUGGUUGAAGAUCGGAAAUAAGGAUGUAACGCUUGAUGCGCGACGAACAAAGAGUGAACCAUUUAGCUUCACGGCUCGGAGGUACAUGCCCUUUGACUUGGAUGAUGCUCAGCACCCGCACGAUCUGAAGUCAUUGAACAUGACGGUGCUGCAUCUCGAUUACGAUAACAAUGGGCUGGGAUCGGCUACGGUUAGGGUGAGACCGUUCGAGAAGUACAGGUGCUACACCAAGCCAUUCAACUUUACGUUCAGCUUCAACAUAGUCUAG
Messenger RNA from Fusarium oxysporum Fo47, 4420 nucleotides. Its product is annotated as glycosyl hydrolases family 2, TIM barrel domain-containing protein. Bases 35 to 4420 code for a protein of 1461 amino acids. Gene Ontology annotation, cellular component: beta-galactosidase complex. The record is from RefSeq and is a predicted model, not a curated record. Gene Ontology annotation, biological process: lactose catabolic process. NCBI's taxonomy places the organism in Eukaryota, Fungi, Ascomycota, Sordariomycetes, Hypocreales, Nectriaceae. Gene Ontology annotation, molecular function: beta-galactosidase activity; carbohydrate binding. The transcript is spliced from 3 exons.